Messenger RNA from Eublepharis macularius, 948 nucleotides. RefSeq names its product olfactory receptor 6B1-like. Bases 1 to 948 code for a protein of 315 amino acids. Gene Ontology annotation, molecular function: olfactory receptor activity; G protein-coupled receptor activity. The record is from RefSeq and is a predicted model, not a curated record. NCBI's taxonomy places the organism in Eukaryota, Metazoa, Chordata, Lepidosauria, Squamata, Eublepharidae. Gene Ontology annotation, cellular component: membrane. The transcript has a single exon. Gene Ontology annotation, biological process: G protein-coupled receptor signaling pathway.
AUGGCACAUAUGGAGACCGACAAUGAAACAGCAAUAACUAUGUUUAUUCUUCUGGGAUUUAGAAAUGCCCCUGAACUUCAGAUACCUCUCUUCUUGAUUUUCCUAAUAAUCUACAGUGUGACUAUGGCUGGAAAUAUCAUCAUCAUUGUGUUAGUAAUCACAGAUCGUAAUCUUCACAUUCCCAUGUACUACUUCCUUGGAAAUUUGUCCUGUUUGGAGAGCUUCUACACAUCAACACUCCUCCCCAGGAUGUUGGCCAGUUUCCUGACAGGGGACAGAACCAUUUCCGUUGGGGGCUGCUUCAUCCAACUUUACUGUUUUGGGGCACUCGUGGUUGCUGAAUGCUACCUACUGGCAUCCAUGUCUUAUGAUCGGUAUUUGGCAAUAUGUAAACCCCUCCAAUAUGCAACGCUCAUGAGCCGAAGACUCUGCUUUCUGCUGUCAGCUGCAUCCUGGCUUUGUGGGAUAAUGGUUAUGACUUUAGUCAUAAGUUUGAUGUCUCAGCUAAAAUUCUGUGGUCCCCAUGAAAUUGACCAUUUCUUCUGUGAAUUGACACCAGUAAUUAAUCUAUCCUGCAGUGACACAACUGUGGUGACGUUGGUGGGCUUGACAGUUUCUAUCAUAGAUACAGUUCCUUCUUGUCUUCUGACCCUGCUGUCUUAUGUGCGUAUAAUUGCUGUCAUCAUACAAAUUCCUUCUGCAGACGGGAGAAAAAAGGCCUUUUCCACCUGUUCUUCCCACCUCAUUGUAGUUUCCAUAUUUUAUGGUUCGUUGAUAUUUGUAUAUGCUCUACCAAAGAAAGAAACUCUGAAAGAUGUGGACAAAAUAUUCUCUGUGUUCUACACAGUCUUAACCCCUCUAAUGAAUCCCCUUAUCUACAGUCUAAGAAACAAAGAGGUUAAAAAAGCUUUAAGAAGAGCUGUAAACAAAUAUGGGAUUUCAAAGUGA